UGUCUCAUUUCGAUUUGCUCUCUAGCAGGAAAGCCCUAAUACUCACUGCUGAUUAGACUAAAGAAUACUACUGGAUUUAUUUGUCUUCUUUUUGGUGCCCCAAAUAAUGCAAGUGGAUGAAGAAGGAUGUCGAUGUUGUUUGUUGUUUCAUUUUGGAAUAUUCACCGCCCUUACAGAGACAGCCAAAAUGGUGGCUGCUUUUCCACUGGCCAAGCUUGGCACACUGGUAAUCAAACAGGUCAGCAAGCCACUGGCCAAUGUCAUCAAAGAGCGGGCUAAAAGGAGCUACUUUUUCCGCACCUACGUGUGCAUGCCACCUGCACAAUUGUAUCAUUGGUGUGAGGUACGAACAAAGAUGUGGAUCAUGAACUUGGGGAGGUCCGGAGAUAUUCCAAAGCUGAAUGAAGCAAUGGCUAUCGAUCUUGGGGCCAACAUGCUUGGAGAAGGUGUCAUUCUGGGUAUCGCUACCGGCGUGCUACUCUACGAAUACAACCGCUCGGCAGCCAAAGAGGAGGCCCGCGAGGCCGCCCAGCACGCCAGGUUGCGCUCCCUCGAGACGGCGCUGGACGACCUGCGCUUCACGGCCGAGGAGCAGGACACGCGACUCCGCGAGCUGACGCGCCGACUGGUGGCGCUGAACCCUCCGCCGGUGCCCCCACCGGCUCCAGCGGUGCCGGCCGGGACCACACCCCAGCAGCAGAGCGGCGAGGGUCGGCUGCAGACGGCGAUAAAGGACGCGACGGGACGACUACGGGGCAGCUGAGGGGGCGAGCUGUGGGGAGAAGUGUGUGUAGCUGUAGAUGUUAUGGCUUCCUGUGAACGUUACCGUUGCGUUGUGUGGCAUAAUUCGCGCUGAGAGCUGCAGCCCUGGUGUCGUCGGCGUCGUGGCGACUACACUAUGUUUUUUGUACCUGCUGGGAUAAGUGAAACAAUGCUCUUAAAACGAGAACCCAUCACGGCACUCGAGAUGCCCUGACAGCGACGAAUCGUUGACAUUAUGAUGUCCUGUGAACUGUAUCCAGAGAUGCGCGCAGCAGCUCGUGAUCUAUGUUUGGGCUCGGUUGUUCAAUGUUCGUACCUCAUUAUCCACAUGUCUGGCGGAGCAAUGCUCGAUAACGUUACCCCUGGGCCAGUUUGCGCUGUUUUUUGUUGGUGCUCCGAUGUGACAGACUCCCAAUACGCCCACCGGUUCGGGCGCCGCUGCCGUUGUGUGGUCUCGGACUGACGUCUGUUAGCCGCGGAGGGUUGGGUUAUUUGGCGAUCCCCGUGUCGGAUGUGAUAGUCCUUGCGAUGGUGCAAUACAGGACAGUGAUAAGA
This is a messenger RNA of Amphibalanus amphitrite, 1317 nucleotides long. Its product is annotated as putative OPA3-like protein CG13603. The coding region runs from base 107 to 763 and encodes 218 amino acids. Gene Ontology annotation, biological process: regulation of lipid metabolic process. Lineage: Eukaryota; Metazoa; Arthropoda; Thecostraca; Balanomorpha; Balanidae. Gene Ontology annotation, cellular component: mitochondrion. The record is from RefSeq and is a predicted model, not a curated record. The transcript has 4 exons.